This is a messenger RNA of Lipotes vexillifer (Yangtze River dolphin), 3279 nucleotides long. RefSeq names its product solute carrier family 38 member 10 (gene SLC38A10). NCBI's taxonomy places the organism in Eukaryota, Metazoa, Chordata, Mammalia, Artiodactyla, Lipotidae. Gene Ontology annotation, molecular function: L-amino acid transmembrane transporter activity. Bases 1 to 3279 code for a protein of 1092 amino acids. The record is from RefSeq and is a predicted model, not a curated record. The transcript is spliced from 17 exons. Gene Ontology annotation, cellular component: membrane. Gene Ontology annotation, biological process: amino acid transmembrane transport.
AUGACUGCGGCCGCCGCCUCCAACUGGGGGCUGAUCACGAACAUAGUGAACAGCAUAGUAGGUGUCAGUGUCCUCACCAUGCCCUUCUGCUUCAAACAGUGUGGCAUCGUCCUGGGGGCCCUGCUCUUGGUCUUCUGUUCUUGGAUGACGCACCAGUCGUGCAUGUUCCUGGUGAAAGCCGCCAGCCUGAGCAAGCGGAGGACCUAUGCUGGGCUGGCGUUGCACGCCUACGGAAAAGCAGGGAAGAUGCUGGUGGAGACCAGCAUGAUUGGGCUGAUGCUGGGAACCUGCAUCGCCUUCUACGUUGUGAUUGGCGACUUGGGGUCUAACUUCUUUGCUCGGCUGUUUGGGUUUCAGGUCACAGGCACCUUCCGCGUGUUGCUGCUCUUCGCGGUGUCCCUGUGCAUCGUGCUGCCACUCAGCCUGCAGAGGAACAUGAUGGCCUCCAUCCAGUCCUUCAGUGCCAUGGCCCUCGUCUUCUACACCGUGUUCGUGUUCGUGAUCAUGCUCUCCUCCCUCAAGCACGGCCUCUUCGGUGGGCAGUGGCUGCGGCGAGUCAGCUACAUCCGCUGGGAGGGUGUCUUCCGCUGCAUCCCCAUCUUUGGCAUGUCCUUUGCCUGCCAGUCCCAGGUCCUGCCCACCUAUGACAGCCUGGAUGAGCCAUCAGUGAAAGCCAUGAGCUCCAUCUUCGCCUCCUCCCUCAGUGUGGUCACCACCUUCUACGUCAUGGUGGGCUUCUUCGGCUACGUGAGCUUCACCGAGGCCACUGCAGGCAACGUGCUCAUGCAUUUCCCUUCCAACCUGGUGACCGAGAUGAUCCGUGUGGGCUUCAUGAUGUCCGUGGCCGUAGGCUUCCCCAUGAUGAUCCUGCCCUGCAGACAGGCCUUGAACACGCUGCUUUUCGAGCAGCAGCAAAAAGACGGGACCUUUGCCGCUGGAGGCUACAUGCCGCCCCUGCGGUUUAAAGCCCUCACCCUCUCGGUUGUGUUUGGAACCAUGGUCGGUGGAAUCAUGAUCCCAAAUGUGGAGACAAUCCUGGGCCUCACGGGCGCCACUAUGGGAAGCCUCAUCUGCUUCAUCUGCCCAGCGCUGAUCUACAAGAAGAUCCACAAGAACUCCCUCUCUUCCCAGGUGGUGCUCUGGGUCGGCCUGGGCAUCCUGGUGGUCAGCACACACACCACCCUGUCCGUGAGCCAGGAGGCCCCUGUGGACUUGGAAAAGGAAGCCCCAGGCAGCAGACUUGGAGAGGCUGAGGGUGCGAUGAAGGCAGAGGCAGCCCAGCUCCCAGGUACGCGGCUCCCAGGCCAGAAUCCAAUUGUGGACGUGGCCGAGGACAGCCGAGAUAAGCCGAAGCUACCAAAUGAGAAAGAUGAGAUGGAGCAGGCCCAGAUUAAGGGCCCCGUGAAUGUGCCCCCAAGGGAAGACGCCAAGGAGAAGCAGGAGGAGGCACAGCUGGAUCGCCCUGGUCAAGGAGUUGCGGUACCUCUGGGCGAGGCCCACCGCCAUGAACCCCCAGUCCCUCACGACAAGGUGGUGGUGGACGAAGGUCAAGACCCAGAAGGACUGGAGAAGGAGCCUCCGUCCAAACGUGUGGAUGAAAGGGCCCUGGGGGGCAAGGGUCAGAUGGUGCUACCACUGCUGGAUUCAGAACGAGAGAGACCCAGACAGGACCAGGCUUUGGAGGCAGCGGGUGGUCUUCCUAAAGAUCUCCAGAAGGUUCCAGAAGAAAAUGGUCAGCCAGCCGUUGAGCCCCUGAAGGAGGACCUGGGGCUGGGCGACAGGGGUGUGCAUCCAGGGCCCCAGGCAGUGCUCCCUGAGGGGCAGGACGUCCUGGUGGCAGGUGCAGGGGCCAGAGCAGACGGUGCCCUGCUGCCCGGCCAUGCCGUGGGGACCGUGGGCAAGCUGGUGGAGAACGAGCACGGUGGGAAGGCUCCCCUCCCGGAGGAGAAGCCAGGCCCAGGGGCAGUGCCGCAGGCAGAGCCUCGAGAGCAGAGGACCUUGGAGGGACAGGGCGGGGACCACGCCGGGGACCACGCGGGCAGCAAGCUGGAGGCUGAAAUCAGAAAGAUGGUGGCAGAAGCUGGCCGGGCGGAGAUGCUGGACCAUGCUGUUCUGUUGCAAGUGAUUAAGGAACAGCAGGUGCAGCAGAAGCGCCUCCUGGACCAGCAGGAGAAGCUGCUUGCAGUGAUCGAAGAGCAGCAUAAGGAGAUCCACCAGCAGAGGCAGGACGGCCAGGACGCGGACAUGCAGCCUGAGCUGGGGGUGGCCGGGCCCAGAGAUAAGGAGCAGGAGGCCCACGCCGUGGGGAUGGCAGAGCAUCCCCCACCACAGCCUUUGGGAGCUGUGCCCGGUGCUCCUGGGCAUCCCCCCGCUCCUCCCCAGGGGCACAGCCAACACUCUGUGGAGAAGCCCGAGGGGGCCUUGGGUAGAGCCCCGGCUGCGCCUCCUGGCGGCGCUGACCUGCAGCCCCGGGCAGCCCAGGCUGAGCCGAGGGAAGGCCGGCGGGGCGCUGUGCCCGAGGCCAUGGACACUGGCAUGCAGGAGCGGGUCCCUGUGCUGGACCCCGCCAGGGCACCCGGGAGCCCCGAGCAGCACGGCGCAGGAGACGUCCCCCGGCAGAGUCGGAAUGUUUUUGGUGGAGGCUCCCAUGAAAGCAAGAAGUCUGGAAAGGAGAAGGCAGCCACUGGCACAGACGCUCAGGAGGCAGAUGUGCUGGGGGCGGGAGCAGCAGUUGGAGCCCCUCAGGUAAAGUCCCAGCAAGCAAGCCAGGACCGGGCACCCGGAGGCCUGUCCAGCAGGUCGGGGGGAGCAGCCCCUCGGGCCCAAGCCGUGUUACAUCAGCCGGAACAACGGGCUGUCUCUGCCAGAGGGCAGGGCGGGCAGCAGGACGGUCAUGAGGAGGCGAGGAAGGAGCACGUGCCCGCUCCCAGGGAGGAUGCCGCCAUCCAAGAGCCCAAGCAGAGGCCGGACCCUGAGCUCGGGCCCAAGCCAGCCAUGCUGGGGGAUCAGAAGCCAGACAACGCCAAACCCAACCGAGACCUGAAAGUCCAGGCGGGCUCUGACCUUCGGAGGAGACGGCGGGACGUGGCUCCUCAUGCAGAGGCGGGGCCAGCCCCAAAGGAUGGGGUCAUCAUCAGCUUCAACCCCCUGCCUGACGUGCAGGUCAAUGACCUCCGCAGUGCCCUGGAGACCCAGCUGCACCAGGCCGCAGGGGGCGCCCUGCGAGUCGUCCCAGGCCGACAGAUCAAACAGCUGCUCGGGGCCCUGGAGGAGCCCUGA